Molecule: messenger RNA, 3861 nt
Organism: Schistocerca gregaria
Lineage: Eukaryota; Metazoa; Arthropoda; Insecta; Orthoptera; Acrididae
Gene: Top3beta
Product: DNA topoisomerase 3-beta-1
Exons: 15
Coding region: 1127-3682 (851 amino acids)
Biological process (GO): DNA topological change
Cellular component (GO): nucleus
Molecular function (GO): DNA binding; DNA topoisomerase type I (single strand cut, ATP-independent) activity
Source: RefSeq, a predicted model, not a curated record
UAGUGAACCAAACACAUAGAAAGAAUCGAUAAUCUCUUAUGACAAGCGAUCGACUGCAACAUUUCAAGUAUUUCACUCACAGAAUUACAUCACUCAGUUAUGUUUAAGUUGCAGCAUCACGAAAUAAACACAACUGCUAUCCCAGUAUUAAAAUAAAGCAUUCACAUAGCACAUUAGUUCACUGUCAGCCUAACUUAAACCAUGUUCAUUCACACAAUUACAAUGACACCACAGUUAGAGGCAUACUACAGUUGCAUGUGUGAACAUUCGGUUUUCAGUGACGUCGCCUAUGAAGUACAACUUUUGCCAUGUCACUUAUAGUGCAACUCUGUUGUACUUUGUGACACAACUGGCAUUCUGCCACCACUGAAUAGCAACAACAUCAUUAGACUGCGUCCAUGGUGGCUGUAUUUCAAAAAACCAGCAUUAUGUCGUAGUUAUCAUGGAAUAACUGCUGCUAUACUCCAUUCGAUUUCAGAGUGUUUUCAUUUUUUUACUGUCAAAAAAGUCGAAACAGUGGUAUGCAGGUACUCUUUCGCAGCUUCUGGAGCUCCAAGAAGAACAAUCUGAUAUUAUUGCUCUGUGUGUGGGUGUGUGUGUGUGUGUGUGUGUCUGUGGAGUCGCCCAGAAUAAUAUCGCUACUCUGAGGUAGCUCAAGUAACUUCUCUGGACCUGCAGUUAGUUUGCUCCUUUGCUAUAAACGAUGCUUGUGACAACAUGCUUUGCUCCUAGUAGAACAAUAAAACGUAUUUGUAUGGAGUCGUAUGACCCUUUAGUUGUUGCUCUUAUACGUAACUACUAUCCCAAAUGCCGUACUUCGUUAGCAAUAUUUGCAAAUGAAUGAUGUAUUCCACAAACAACUUAAUAGAUUUUUGGGCGAAUAUAUAAAUAAAGUUACUACUUUCCAUAACCAAAAAGUUAAUUUUAUUAUAACAUUCACUCUUUGAUCAUAGAGUCUCUAUCACCACUACAGUCAUCAACAUUAAUAUUAACUCUGCUGAGAACUACGAGUGGUAAACAUGAACACUGAUGGGUAACAUCGUUGGCGCAAAUGUAAACUGUGCGGCGUUGUGGAGGUGUGUGAAGUUUGUUUUAUGGUUAGGGGUACUACUGUAAAUUAAAAAACAUGAAAGUGGCGUUAAUGGUAGCAGAAAAGCCUUCUUUGGCUGCGUCAUUGGCGAGCAUACUAAGUAAUGGGAAAAGCAACUCUAGAAGAGGAUCAGAAGCGUGCGCAGUGCACGAGUGGACCGGGCAAUUUCAGAACGAGACCGUUCUUUUCCGAAUGACAUCCGUAUGUGGCCACGUUAUGACUUUGGACUUCUGUGGAAAGUACAAUAACUGGGAUCGAGUGGACCCGGUUGAGUUAUUUUCAUGCCCUACUGAGAAGAAAGAAGCAACACCAAAAUUAAAGAUGCCAGCAUUUCUGGCACAUGAAGCUAAGGGAUGUGACUACCUCAUCUUGUGGCUAGAUUGUGAUAAAGAAGGUGAAAAUAUAUGUUUUGAAGUGAUUUCAGCUGUGCAGAACUCAAUGAAAAGAAGUAUUCAUAAUCCUGAUGUGGUGUACAGAGCACAUUUUUCAGCUAUAACAGAAAAGGACAUCAAAGCAGCAAUGUCAAAUUUGGGAAAACCGAAUGAAAAUGAGGCAAAGAGUGUGGAUGCAAGGCAAGAACUGGAUCUCAGAAUAGGAUGUUCGUUCACAAGAUUUCAAACAAAAUUUUUUCAGGGAAAGUAUGGUGACCUAGAUGCUUCUACUAUUUCCUAUGGUCCUUGCCAAACACCUACAUUAGGAUUCUGUGUUCAGAGGCAUGAUGAAAUCCAAACAUUUAAACCAGAACCAUAUUGGGUGCUUGUGGUUAUAGUAAAAGGAGCAGAUGGACGGGAAUAUACUUUGGACUGGGAGAGAGUUCGAUGCUUUGAGAGGGAGAUAGCUAACAUUUUCCUGUCACAAGUCAAAGAGUUUAAGGAAGCCCUAGUAACAAGUAUCACAAAGAAGGAGAAGGUUAAGGCUCGACCACUGGCACUCAACACUGUGGAACUUAUGAGAGUAGCUAGCUCUGGGCUUGGUCUUGGACCUCAUCAUGCCAUGCAGAUUGCUGAGAAAUUGUACACUCAAGGGUACAUAAGUUAUCCUCGAACAGAGACUACACAGUACCCAGAAAAUUUUGACCUUGUGGGAGUGCUGAAGCAACAACAACACAGCUCAGUGUGGGGAGCUGAGGUUCGUGAAAUACUGGCGGAUGGCAUAAACAAACCUCGUAAAGGUCAUGAUGCUGGUGACCAUCCCCCAAUAACACCCAUGAAACUGGCUAACAAGGGCGACUUGGACAAUGAUGCAUGGAGACUUUAUGAUUACAUAACAAGGCACUUCAUUGCAACUGUUUCACGUGACUGCAAAUAUCUAAGCACAACAGUGGCAUUUUCUAUUGGCACAGAAAUUUUCACCUGCACUGGGAAAACAUUGUUGGAUCCUGGUUACACAACUAUUAUGCACUGGCAGGCUUUGGGAAAUGAUGAAAUUAUCCCUGACUUUACUGUUGGUGAAGAAGCUGCAAUACAUGAUGCAAAAAUUGUGGAGAGACAAACAUGCCCACCUGAUUAUUUGACUGAAGCGGAAGUAAUUACUCUGAUGGAGAAACAUGGGAUUGGCACAGAUGCCUCUAUUCCUGUCCACAUCAACAACAUUUGUCAGCGUAAUUAUGUAUCUUUGGGAACUGGUCGCAGGCUUAUCCCUACACCUCUUGGAAUUGUAUUAGUACAUGGAUAUCAGAAGAUUGAUCCGGAGCUGGUCUUGCCCACAAUGCGAUCUGCUGUAGAAGAACAGUUGAAUCUUAUAGCUCAUGGAAAAGCUGAUUAUAAUGCAGUUCUUCUUCAUACAGUUGAGAUAUUUAAGCAGAAAUUUCUUUAUUUUGUAACAAAUAUUGAAGGAAUGGAUCAGCUUUUUGAAGUGACAUUCUCACCUUUGGCUUCUUCUGGAAAAUCAUACUCCAGAUGUGGCAAAUGCAGACGUUACAUGAAGUAUAUUCAAGCCAAACCCUCACGCAUGCAUUGUUCCCACUGUGAUGAAACUUACAGUGUACCACAGAAUGGUUGUAUACGUAUUUAUAAAGAACUCAAGUGCCCAUUAGAUGACUUUGAGUUGCUGUCAUGGUCUGCUGGAACAAAGGGAAGAAGCUAUCCUUUCUGCCCAUACUGCUACAAUAAUCCCCCAUUCAGACAAAUGAAGAAAGGAAGUGGUUGUAAUGCUUGUACACACCCAACUUGCCCUCACAGUCUAAAUAGUACUGGCAUGUCAAGUUGUGUUGAAUGUGAGGGAGGUAUUUUAGUAUUAGAUCCAUCAUCUGGACCAAAAUGGAAACUUGGUUGCAACAAAUGUGAUGUCAUCAUACAUUUAUUUGAGGAUGCACAUAAAGUAUUAGUUGAGGAUGCAGUAUGUGAGUGUGGAGCACAGCUGAUAAGUGUUGAGUACAAACCGGAGAAGACACGGCUUCCAGGUGAGGCAACGGAAAUGACAGGUUGCGUUUUCUGCUCAACACAUUUCACAGCACUUGUGGAAAAGCACCGUGCUGUUUCUAGGCCUGCUGGCAGUCGGGCUCCUCGGGGAAGAGGGGGUAAAGGAAAAAGUCGGGGCCGACCACGAGCCCCGAGAGACAAAAUGGCACAACUUGCUGCAUAUUUUGUUUAACACUGUUUUUUGUUAUAUUUAUUUAACAAGAGAAAGAACUGUAACCUGUGUGUAAUAACUUUAUACUUCGCAGCUAAGCAAAAAGUGGAAAUCUUUUAUUAUGCUAUUAUUGUAUGAAGAGCCCUCUUUUUGUAAUAUUCUUCAUCAGAGUGAUGUAAAUAAUAUAUUUAUUAUUUUUA